Molecule: messenger RNA, 660 nt
Organism: Penicillium malachiteum
Lineage: Eukaryota; Fungi; Ascomycota; Eurotiomycetes; Eurotiales; Aspergillaceae
Exons: 2
Coding region: 1-660 (219 amino acids)
Source: RefSeq, a predicted model, not a curated record
AUGCGGAUCCGGUACCCGUUCGCAGGUGCAUUUGUCUUUCUAAUUAUUCUUGCUGCUUACAUCGGUCUUCUUCCUCAUUCAACUUCCUCAACAAUUCCAACCAACCUCCAACCUAAUGACAAAUUCCUGCAUCUGUUUACCUUCUUCCUUCUGUCGCUGACCUUCUACUGGAUCCUCGACACCACACGUCGCCGUACAUUACACCUCACUCUCUUGGUCUGCACUCUUGGACUUGGUGUCGGUUCAGAAGUUGUUCAAGGCCUUCUUCCCAAUGAUCGACCCUUCGAUCCAUUCGACAUUGUCGCUAAUGUCGUCGGAAGUCUCGGCGCCGUUGGUCUGUGCAGCUGGUAUCACCGCCGCAUGUUAGAUCGCCGCCGUAAGAGCCGGUUUGGUGGGACAGAUGUUGGAGAUGAAGAUAUUGAGCUUGGUGUUGGUGCUGGAGACCAUUCGUUGCGCGAUGAGGGCCUCGGUCCACAGGAAUCCGGCGUCAUGUCUCUGGAACAGGAAGUAGAUAACUGGGACGAGAACGCGGAGGAUAAUUGGGACACUGAGGAUGGUCCUGGUCCAUCUCAACCGACUUCCCCUCCAAGUUAUCACGAUGGUCGGAAAUCCAGCUCGGCUGGACUCAACGGGGAACUUACUGGGAAACGUAAUGAUUAG